CCUUUUUUUUUAAAAAGGCUAUAAAUUCCUCCAUCCUCGAAGGGACACAGGAAAUGUAGAGUUGCGAGAAAGAUGAGCUCCAGCCUCUCGCAUCUCACACCUGUCCUCCCCAUCACAACCAGUAAAGCUCCGCCAACUCCCUCCAGGUCAAGCCCCUCUUCUUCUUCUUCUUCUUCAUCUACUGUCUUCCACACUCUGUCACCAAGAAUCCAUAUUCCUGCUCAUGUAUAUACGCACCCUUCAGCUCUACUCCUUGAGCUCUGCACUUCCUUGAAAGAGCUUCACCAAAUUAUUCCUCCCAUCGUCAAGAACGGCCUCUACAAUGAGCAUUUGUUCCAAACCAAACUCGUCAGCUUGUUCUGCAGUUACGGUAGCGUAAACGAAGCUGCUCGUGUUUUCGAGCCCAUCGAAGAUAAACUCGACGCGCUUUAUCACACUAUGCUCAAAGGGUAUGCCAAGAACUCCUCGUUAGACAGUGCUGUGUCGUUUUUCUGUCGAAUGAAGCUUGAUGAUGUCAAGCCUGUUGUCUAUAAUUUUACUUAUUUGUUGAAAGUUUGCGGUGACAAUACGGACCUUAGGAAGGGUAAAGAGAUUCACGGGCAGGUAAUAACUAAUGGGUAUGCGUCCAAUGUGUUCGCAAUGACCGGGGUUGUCAACUUGUAUGCAAAGUGUAGACAGAUCGAUCAAGCUUAUAAGAUGUUUGAUAGAAUGCCCGAAAGGGAUUUAGUAUCUUGGAACACGAUUAUUGCGGGAUUUGCACAAAAUGGGUUGCCAAAAGUAACGUUUGAGUUGGUUUUACGGAUGCAGGAGGAAGGGCAGAAGCCUGAUUCGAUCACAUUGGUUACUAUCUUGCCUGCUGCUGCAGAUAUUGGUUCUAUGAAGAUUGGAAAUUCAAUCCAUGGGUAUGUUGUGAGAGCUGGGUUUGGAUCACUUGUAAAUAUUUCUACCGCUUUGGUGGAUAUGUAUUCAAAAUGUGGAUCAGUGGGGACUGCUCGUUUAAUCUUUGAUAGGAUGAAACAAAGAACUGUUGUUUCCUGGAAUUCCAUGAUUGCUGGGUACGGACAAAAUGGGGAUGCUGAGGAAGCAAUGAAAAUUUUUCAGAAUAUGUUGGAUGAAGGGUUUGAACCAACCAAUGUCACCAUAAUGGAAACCCUACAUGCGUGUGCUGAUUUGGGAGAUCUUGCACGGGGGAAAUUCAUUCAUGAAUUAUUGGAUCAAUUGAAACUUGGAUCUGAUGUUUCUGUCAUGAACUCUUUGAUAUCUAUGUAUUGCAAAUGUAAAAGAGUGGAUCUUGCUGCUAAAGUAUUUAAAAACUUGCGGGGCAAAACCCUUGUCUCAUGGAAUGCAAUGAUAUUAGGUUAUGCUCAGAAUGGACGGGUGAAUGAGGCUCUGAGACACUAUUGUGAGAUGCAAUCACAAAACAUAAAACCAGAUUCAUUUACGAUGGUGAGUGUGAUUCCUGCUCUUGCCGAGUUGUCAGUCACACGACAAGCAAAGUGGAUGCAUGGAAUUGUAAUAAGAACUUGUUGGGACAAAGAUGUCUUUGUCGUGACUGCUCUUGUCGACAUGUAUGGUAAGUGUGGAGCUAUUGACACUGCAAGAAAGCUCUUUGAUAUGAUGCAGGAGCGGCAUGUGACAACAUGGAAUGCCAUGAUAGAUGGAUAUGGGACACAUGGUCUUGGAAAAGCUGCUGUAGAAUUGUUCAAUGAUAUGCAAAAGGGAACCAUCGAGCCAAAUGACAUAACUUUUCUAUGUGUUAUCUCCGCUUGCAGCCACUCGGGUUUGGUGGAAGAGGGACUCUCUCUCUUUUCCAGCAUGAAGAAAGAUUAUGGUUUAAAGCCCACCAUGGAUCACUAUGGAGCUAUGGUUGACCUUCUUGGUCGAUCUGGAAAGCUCAACGAGGCUUGGGAUUUUAUUCAAGGGAUGCCUAUUGAGCCUGGGAUUACUGUAUUUGGUGCCAUGUUAGGCGCUUGCAAAAUUCAUAAAAAUGUUGAGUUGGGGGAGAAGGCAGCAGAGAAACUGUUUGAGUUAAACCCGGAUGAGGGUGGGUACCAUGUACUCCUCUCUAAUAUAUAUGCCACAGCUUCAAUGUGGGACAAAAUGGCGAAAGUGAGAACCAUGAUGGAGAAGAAGGGGCUUCAAAAAACACCUGGCUGUAGUUUAGUGGACUUCAAAAAUGAGGUUCACUCUUUCUAUUCUGGAAGCACGAGGCAUCCCCAAUCCAAAAGAAUAUAUGCUUUUCUUGAGAAGCUGGGAGAGGUGAUUAAGGCUGCUGGUUACGUGCCUGAUACCAAUUCGAUUCAUGAUGUGGAGGAUGAUGUUAAGGAGCAGUUGCUUAAUAGCCAUAGUGAGAAGCUGGCUAUCUCGUUUGCACUGUUAAAUACCAGUCCUGGUACAACCAUACACAUCCGAAAAAACCUUCGAGUUUGUGGCGAUUGCCAUAAUGCAACCAAGUACAUUUCUCUUGUGACUGGUCGGGAAAUCGUAGUGCGUGACAUGCAUCGGUUCCACCAUUUCAGAAAUGGAACCUGUUCCUGUGGAGAUUAUUGGUAAUGUUCAUCACACAGAUGUUAAUUUUUGGGUGUUCUUAGCAUGGAUAAAAGGGUUCUAGCAUGAAGUUUGGUUGUUGCUGUAAUCCUGAAACAUCAAUGCCCAAUAAAGUGCAAACGAAUUUCUUAACGGCCAAAAAAAUAGAUCUGGAAGCAGGGCUGCUAUUUGUGUCACCAAAUAACGUAAUUGAAUUUCAUCUUGUCAUGUUCAUUUUAUUCAGUUGACUUGCUAUCAUAAGAUAAGAAGAUUAGGAUUGAAUCCUUCAUGUACUUUUGCUGCUUCCCAUUGACUUCUCUAAUGAAUCUUUAGUCCUUGCGGC
Juglans microcarpa x Juglans regia is the source of this 2869-nucleotide messenger RNA. RefSeq names its product pentatricopeptide repeat-containing protein At1g11290, chloroplastic. The transcript has 2 exons. Gene Ontology annotation, molecular function: zinc ion binding; protein binding; RNA binding. The record is from RefSeq and is a predicted model, not a curated record. Lineage: Eukaryota; Viridiplantae; Streptophyta; Magnoliopsida; Fagales; Juglandaceae. Gene Ontology annotation, biological process: RNA modification. Bases 73 to 2553 code for a protein of 826 amino acids.